UGUGUAUGCCGCAUGCAAGGACCACCGCUCCCGCCUGAGCUGGCGCAGGACGGCGAUGUUGUCAUCGGAGGCAUUUUCUCGUUCCGCACAGGGCAGGAUUAUGUGGUUGAUACAUUUCAAAUGAUUCCAGAAGUGCGGUUAUGUAAAAAUAUCAAUUUCAGGGAGUUUAAAUUUGCUCAGGCAAUGAUUUUCGCCAUCAAUGAGAUCAACAAAAACCCAAACAUGCUACCUGGCAUCAAGUUGGGUUACAAGAUCUACGACGACUGCGGGACGAUGGACAUUCUGAGAGCCGCGAUGGCGUUGCUGAGUGGCCUUGAGGGAGAAGUCGGCGAUGAAAACUGCACCAAAACCGAGACGGUGCAAGCCAUCCUGGGACAUUCAGGAUCCACACCGACCAUCGCAUUUGCACCAGUUGUUGGGCGAUUCCAUGUUCCGGUGAUCAGCCAUUUUGCUACUUGUGCCUGUCUCAGCAACAGGAAAGAGUACCCGACCUUUUUCAGAACCAUUCCCAGUGACUACUACCAAAGCCAAGCACUAGCAGAGCUGGUCAAGUACUUGGGCUGGACCUGGAUCGGAGUCAUAGCCGUGCAGAAUGAGUACGGCCUCAACGGCAUCGCUGCCUUCACCCAGGCCGCCCAAGAACACGGCGUGUGCAUUGAGUAUUCGGAUGCCUUCUCCUCCUCUGGUCCACCGGCCGAUCUGCAGAGGAUAACAUCCAAAAUCCAAAGUGCUUCUUCUAAAGUGAUUUUGGCUUUUAUGUCUCACCGAGAAAUUAAGUUGCUGGCUAAGGAGCUGUACGAGCGGAAUGUUACAGGUGUGCAGUGCGUGGGCAGCGAAGCUUGGAUUACGGAUCACUCCCUGGCUGACAGCGAGGGGCACAGCGUCCUGGUGGGCUCGCUGGGCUUCACCGUCACCAGGGCUCGGAUCCCCGGGCUGGAGGAGCACCUUUCCAACCUCCGCCCCUCGUGGUUCCCUAACAGCCGCUUUGUGCACGACUUCUGGGAGGACGUUUUCGACUGCUCCCUGAACGCAACCGAGGCGGGACGACAGAAGCCCUGCAGCGGCCUGGAGAGCUUGCAAGACCUCCAAUUCACAGACUUGUCUGAGUUGAGGUUUACCAACAAUGUCUACAAGUCCGUUUAUUCAGUGGCCCACGCUCUUGAUGCCCUACUCAAGUGUGAAGAAGGGCAAGGGCCCUUUCAGGAUGGGAGUUGUGCCGAUCCGGCAGAAAUUCAGCCAUGGCAGGUCCUGGAGUAUCUCAGCAUGGUGAACUUUACUACCCCAGGAGGGGAGAGGGUAUAUUUUGACAGUAACGGCGACUCGCCAGCCAGAUACGAACUGGUCAAUUUGCAGAUGACAGACAAAGGCACCAUGGAAGCGGUGGCGGUCGGCAUUUAUGACGCUUCCAAGACGGGCGGCCAUCAGUUUGUCAUGAGUGACGUGCCAGUGGUGUGGGGAAACGGAGACUCCGAGGUGCCCGUGUCGGUGUGCAGUCAGAGCUGUCUUCCAGGAAGCCACAAGGUUCUCCAGAAAGGACGUCCAGUGUGUUGCUAUGACUGCAUCAUGUGUCCCGCAGGAGAAAUCAGUAACUCAACGGAUUCUAUCCACUGCAUGAAAUGUUUGCCAGAGUUCUGGUCCAAUGAGCACAGAGAUGCCUGCAUCCCAAAAGGAAUCGAGUUCUUGACCUAUGGAGAAAUUCUGGGAACUCUUCUAACCUUGUUUUCCUUGCUCGGAGUCUUUCUGACCACGUUGACGACAAUCGUCUUUUACUGCCACAAAGAAACGCCGCUGGUUCGCGCAAACAACUCCGAGUUGAGCUUCCUGCUUCUCUUCUCCUUGACGUUGUGCUUCCUGUGCUCGCUCACCUUCAUCGGUCGGCCCACCCGGUGGUCCUGCAUGCUGCGGCACACGGCCUUCGGUAUUACUUUUGUGCUUUGCAUCUCCUGCGUUCUGGGGAAGACCAUCCUGGUUUUGAUGGCUUUUAAAGCUUCCCUCCCUGGAAGUAAGCUCUUGAAGUGGUUCGGACCCACGCAGCAGAGACUUUGCGUGGUGAUGUUCACCCUCAUCCAGGUGGUCAUCUGCAUACUGUGGCUAACCAUUAAACCUCCUUUCCCGUUUAGGAAUAUGAUACUCUAUCCGGAUAGAAUCAUCCUGGAGUGUCAACUGGGCUCCGUUUUGGGUUUCUGGGCUGUUUUAGGAUACAUUGGCGUCCUGGCCAUUUUGUGCUUCGUCAUUGCUUUCUUAGCUCGAAAGCUUCCUGAUAAUUUCAACGAAGCUAAACUGAUCACUUUCAGUAUGUUGACAUUUUGUGCAGUUUGGAUCGCCUUCGUACCGGCUUAUAUCAGCUCUCCGGGAAAAUUUACUGUGGCUGUGGAGAUAUUUGCUAUCCAGGCCUCAAGUUAUGGAUUACUGUUUUUCAUUUUUAUACCUAAAUGCUUCAUCAUAUUGUUCAGGCCUGAGAAGAACACAAAGAGACACAUCAUGGGGAAGUCAAAUAAAUAA
Molecule: messenger RNA, 2502 nt
Organism: Syngnathus typhle (broad-nosed pipefish)
Lineage: Eukaryota; Metazoa; Chordata; Actinopteri; Syngnathiformes; Syngnathidae
Product: extracellular calcium-sensing receptor-like
Exons: 6
Coding region: 13-2502 (829 amino acids)
Biological process (GO): G protein-coupled receptor signaling pathway
Cellular component (GO): membrane
Molecular function (GO): G protein-coupled receptor activity
Source: RefSeq, a predicted model, not a curated record